Caenorhabditis briggsae is the source of this 2388-nucleotide messenger RNA. Lineage: Eukaryota; Metazoa; Nematoda; Chromadorea; Rhabditida; Rhabditidae. The transcript has 14 exons. The record is from RefSeq and is a predicted model, not a curated record. The coding region runs from base 1 to 2388 and encodes 795 amino acids.
AUGAUUCUGAGACGUUGGAUAGUUGCUCUUAUCCUACUCUCUACCAUACCUAACACAACAUCGGAAUGGGAUGGUAUAGACGAGGACGAAGAAGAAACAGAGCAGAGAGAAGAUACGGAGUCUAAAAUUGAGGAAGCCGUUAUGGAAAGCACCGCUCUGACCACAUCGACGAUCCCCACAACCACGAAAGAUUUUUGUCACUGUGAAAUGGAGAUUUAUGGGCCAGAAGUUCUAGAAGGUGUGCUCAAAUCACCAAACUACCCGUCGCCACACUGUGGGACCGGAAAGUGCAUUUAUAAAAUCCUUCCACACCCGAAUAUGAGUCUUCACAUUAAUAUUGAAAGUCUCUCGUUAUCCACUGAAUCGACUCUCACUUUUUGGAACAUCGUCAACGUCGAAAAAAAGGAAUAUCUGAUAUACAAUUCUGUAAGCACCGGUCGGUACUCGUACAAUGGACGAUUUGAUGGAUAUAACACGUUCUCAACUGCAGUAAACGUUGGAUUUAAAGCAAUUUUCAAAAUGCAUAAUAAUGAAUAUUCAAGCCGUGGUUUUAAAAUCAAGUUUGAGAGAGUCUCAUUAGAUGACAAAAAAUACCUCUGCCCUCCUUCUCACGUUCCAAUUGGACCUGAAUCUACAGAGGUUUCCGUUGGAAACCAAACGUUUGAGUCUCGUUCAGGAUGCACAUUUGUCCUAACGCGCUCUAGCGAAGGAAUUGAGAAAGGUUUGGAAGAAAUGUAUAUACAUAUCACUACGGAAAGAGGAGUUUUUGUAUCUGUGAGAAGAUACGAUGAGGAUGGAGUUUUCACAAAUGGAGAUCUCUCGGAUAGGACACGUGGGAUACUUGUAGAUGCAACUCGUGUGGAGGUUGUUUUCAGAGCACCAACAUCUGACGGAGGACCGUACAACACUCCAAACAUUACAGCAAUGCUUAUGGGCCACACAUGCGAGUGUCCAGAACCAGAGUAUAUAUUGAAUUUUGAGUUCUUUCAUAUGAGAAUUACAUCGCCCGGAUUCCCAGACUUGUAUUGUCCUGGAAAAAAGUGUAACACAUUGAUAAAGGUUUCAAAAAUCAAAGGACAAGAGCGAAUGAAGACAGAUUUGAUUUUUGUUGAAACAAAUUGCUCUUUAUCUGAGUUGGACCUUUUGGAAUUGAGAUCGGCGGACAGUAGUAAGGUUCUCUUCCGCUCACAACAUAAACAACAGGACCCAUCGCGUCCUAUGCGAGCGAUGGUAUUUGAAGCACAAAAUCUAGCAGUGGAAUACACCCCUAGCAACAGUGUUCAGACACGUUUCUUCGAGAUGAACCUCACUAGGAUGAAUGUUCUUGAAGAAUGCGUGUGCUCGGUUUAUGAUUCCAAGGUGUUCGAAACUAAUGGAAAAUUGACUAUUCCCAUCUCAUCAAGAUGCCAUUUAAUGCACUGCCACUGGAAGUUCUCCAAUAACCGUUACGAUAAACUUAUCUCGGUCACCUUCAAAUUGGAAAACCCAUACAAGACAGACCUUAUUUAUAUGUAUUCGGAUAAUAUGAUGGAGGAAUAUGGUUACGGAGAGUUGAGUCACGUGCGACAGGUCACGUCACCGAGUGCGAUUUCGAUGACGUUCUCCAGAAUGAAAUGGUUUGCGACUCCAAACGCGACAUUGAAGAUUUCAUGGGAACAAAUUGAGAGAUGCCUUUGUCCCGAUGAAUCAUUUUACCUAACCGACGGAAAAUCUCUUGUUAUCACCAGCCCUCACUGGCCCCAACAAUACUGCUCGAUGCUUCUCUGUCGUCAUACAUUCUUCGCUCCCAAAGGCCACUUCUUAGAAGUUGUCAUCGAUAACGCGGACAUUGAGCGUUAUCAUGAUUACCUAAAAAUCUACGACGGGAACUCAACGACUGAUCCGCUGCUAAUGAAGUUAGAAAACGACGGGGAAUAUAUUGAUAUUUUCAAAAAAAAACCUUUUUUUUUUAUUUUCAGAGUUAGCGGAUUGAGCGAGAAAGUUAUCCAAUUCAAUUCAACCCAGAAUACAGUCAUGUUUGUUUUCCACACAGAUGAGAGCGGCAACAAUAAGGGCUAUCAUGCUAAUGUCAUUUGCCAUUUUUUUAGAUGCAUACCCAAGUACUUCCAAGGGCUCCUUUGUCUUUAUCAUUGUCCUUCUCGCCCUUGUCGUUGCAAUUGUAUCCGUGGGAGUUGCUUACGUUGUCCAUCGCAAGAAGGCCCAGAACAACCGCCAAUAUCAAUCCAUGAACAACCCAACUGUUUCCUACUCUGCCAGCGGGACCGGGUAAACAAUAAUGUUUUUGUUUUAAUCAUUGAUGUUUUCAGAGGAGCCGCACUCAACGUCGCUUUUGAACCCGGAACCAAUGAGAAUGCCAACACCACUGAGCUGGAAACCGAACUUCUUUGA